Molecule: messenger RNA, 1004 nt
Organism: Anoplophora glabripennis (Asian longhorned beetle)
Lineage: Eukaryota; Metazoa; Arthropoda; Insecta; Coleoptera; Cerambycidae
Product: pupal cuticle protein 20-like
Exons: 5
Coding region: 13-768 (251 amino acids)
Cellular component (GO): chitin-based extracellular matrix
Molecular function (GO): structural constituent of chitin-based larval cuticle
Source: RefSeq, a predicted model, not a curated record
UAUUUAUUGAAUAUGUGUACUAUAAGGCUGUUAGUAACAGCAGCCCUGUUGGGAAUCUGUUCAGCAGCCCGUUUGGACAGCACGUAUCUUCCUCCAGGUGGUAAUGGCAAUGGUAAUGGUAAUGGCAACGGUAAUGGUAAUGGCAAUGGUAAUGGUAAUGGAGGAAAUGGAAACGGAAAUGGUAACGGAAAUGGUAACGGGAAUGGAAACGGGAACGGAAAUGGAAAUGGAUAUGGAAAUGGAAAUGGCGGUAACGGUAAUGGUGAAAUAAUACCUAUAAUUUCUUACGAAAACGUAAACAAUGGCGAUGGAAGUUAUAAAUGGAGUUACGAAACAGGGAAUGGAAUAAAAGCCGAAGAAGAAGGGGAACUAAAAGGAGCUGGAACAGACGAAGAAAUUCAAUCAGCAGUAGGGUCAUUCUCAUAUACAGCACCAGACGGCACUGAAAUCAAAAUAGAGUAUACAGCUGAUGAUAAUGGAUUUGUACCAGUAGGCGAUCAUCUUCCAACACCACCGCCUAUUCCUCCAGAAAUUUUAAAAUCUCUUGAAGAAAACGCGGCCGAAGAAGAAAAUGGUAAUGGCAACGGAAAUGGAAAUGGAAACGGAAAUGGCUAUGCAAACGGUAAUGGCAAUGGAAAUGGAAACGGCUAUGCAAAUGGUAAUGGCAAUGGAAAUGGAAACGGUAACGGAAACGGUAAUGGAAACGGUAAUGGUAACGGUAAUGGAAAUGGUAACGGCAACGGAAAUGGUAAUGGUUAUAGAUAUUAAGCAGAUAGUUGAAAUGAAAGGACGUUUGUUACUUCCUGGGGCUACAACACCAUUAUAUGUUUUAAGUUGUUUAUUUUAGUAUAUAUUUUAAUUUAUUUAUUUAAUAAGCUACCUGACUCAGUGCUAAAAUAGUCAUUUUUGAGAAAAAUGAUAGUUACGCUUAUUGUAACAUUAGUUGACGACUUUGCAAUGAAACUGGUUACUGAGUAAUUAUAUGUGAUUGUAUUAUUGCUCUA